This is a messenger RNA of Coregonus sp. 'balchen', 2744 nucleotides long. The record is from the annotation of a GenBank genome assembly. Lineage: Eukaryota; Metazoa; Chordata; Actinopteri; Salmoniformes; Salmonidae.
AUGGCAGUCAGACUGUGUGAUGUGGCUUCUCUGCUUAGAAGUGGUUCGUGGGCGGCAGAGCCUUGGACUGGGGUCGGUGGCAAUUUUAAUUGAAUUCAUUUGGCCAAUAAUGCUCAUUGUCUCAGGCCAUACCAAUGACUAGGUCUCACCAACUUUGGAUGCGUUUAAAUCUUUUAUUUGCCAGAACAGUCUUUCUGUUCAAUAUUAGGCUAAUGUACUGUGAUUUUUUUUCAUUUUGGGUACGAAAUACUCCAAGUAGUCUGUCUGCAUUGGUAUGGUCUAAAACGGUGUAUUGCCACUUUGAUUAUAACUGUCUGAAUGCAUGCAAUUUGUAUGUAGUAUAGCACCUCUUAGCACUUAACUUUUAUCUAGCCUAAAUGAAUGACUAUUCAGUUAGUUCUUGAAUGAAACUGAUGAAUUGUGCUGCCUCUGACUGGACAUGUUUGAGUAAGGAUAUCUUCAUACUUGUUGGGAGAUGCAUCAAAUUGUAGCUUUGUAGGAUACAUUUACAGAGCCUAUCCCCUUAUGCCUUUGUUUUGUAGUGCCAGAAUUCCCACGGUUGUUGCCUAGCCUAGUUUCAUUCUUAAAUCUUUGUCUUCACAACACUUGAAUGAUGCCACUGUGGAGUAGGCCUACUGGAUUUCACCCAGUUUGCCUUUGAAAGAUCUUUAUAUAAAUGCAACAGAGCAGUGCAUCUUCUCACUUUAGUUGAUCAGUGUUUGUUUUCUGCCAUCUUGACAUCAGCAAUUAAAUUUAAUACCGUAUUUUCCGCACUAUAAGGCGCACUUAAAAGCCUUUAAUUUUCUCAAAAAACGACAGUGCGCCUUAUAAUCCGGAGCGCCUUAUAUGGAUCAAUUGGUUAAUUGGUUGAUCCAUACUGGUUGUACACGGCGCUCAAGGCGCUCUGUCAAAAUGUUUCAGUAUGAAAAACCAAUAAAAACAAUUGAAUAAUAAUGAAAUGUUUCAGUACGACUGGUAAACUACAAAGCCGCACCACUUGCAGCAUUACGGCUACCGUAGUCAGUAAACACCGGUACUGUGGUUACUCACAGUCCCACACCACUUGUGUGUGUAUAAAGACCCCAAAAUGGCACCUUUCAAGAGACACGCUUACGACGCAGAGUUCAAGCUCAAGGCUGUCGGUCACGCAGUAGAAUAUGGGAAUAGAGCAGCAGCGAGAGAAUUCAACAUUAAUUAAUCAAUGGUACGGAAGUGGAGGAAGCAAGAAGAUGACCUGCGCCAAGUAAGGAAGACUAAACAAAGUUUCCGUUCAAUUCGGACACUGAAGAAGAAGAAUUCGAGGGAUUUGUGGACGGGGAAAGCUUUACGUGUUAUACGUAACUGAACAAUGUUGAGUUAUGCACUAACGUUUGAUUUAGUGGUAUCAGACUGUUUCUUUUACUACGUGUUUACUGAAUCAGGGAAAAGUUCCCCUCCACGUUUGGGAGAAGAGUGAGCAAGGCUGGGAGAUAUUGUUAAUAUGCACAUUAACGUUUGAGCAACGUUACCAUGGGAGUGAACGGAGUUGUCAGAACGCUUAAUAAAGUUUGACUUUAUCUGACUGUUUUGUUGACAUUCCCUUUAGCACACCUCCAUCUAGUGGAUGCAUAACGCAACCCCAGUCAAACGUUUGACUUCAGUAUCUUCUAUUCUAUCCGCUUUAUAAUCCGGUGCGCCCUAUAUAUGAAAACAGUUCUAAAAUAGGCCAUUCAUUGAAGGUGCGCCUUAUAAUCCGGUGCGCCUUAUAGUGCGGAAAAUACGGUAGUUUAUUUUCUCAUUAUCCUCUUAAGAGGAAAGGACAACUGCCUGCAGGAGCAGUAACCAUGUUGGUGUCCCUUUCUUUUGCAUGACAGUGCAGACUUAACACAUCUCAAAAUUGCACACCUAUUCAAAGGUAGUCUGCUCACCUCCGACUCAUAUUUGAGAGGAUAGGCUAGUAUAAAAAAAAUUCUGGACCGGGCCAACUGAACUGAAGCUUGUCAUGCUUUGGGUCUUUUUUCAUGGUCCCAUCCCUGUGAGAAUGAAGGGAGAAAUUAUUUUGCUAAAAGCAGCCUGAAAGUUUAUUUCACCUCAGCUAUAGUCUCAGGAGAAGUGUAAUUAUAUAAUGUAUGUUGCAAUUCACUGGUCUGGGAGGGCUGUAUUCUCAAAGGUAUUGUAUAAUUAGGCCUAAUGGUAAUAAUCUAUAAUACUCAAUGAUAACUAGCAUAUUGUUCAAUAUCCUUUAUAAUAGUUUUUCUCACACUAAUAGGCUACACAUAGUUGGUGUUCAUUUCAUUUAAUUCUGUUGAGAAUUUUAUGUUUCAGGUCAGUCUGACCUUACUCUUCCCAAAAGCGAGAGACUGUAAUCUUGAUAAAAUGGUGUCAUGGAAUGGCUUCAGUUAAUUGUGAAGAGCAUCCUUUUUAACUAUCCAAUUUUGGUCUGCUUCAUGUUUGAUGUAUUAGCAUGUGGUCCUGACUUGACUUUUCUAUCUCUUUAGCAGGUUAUUGCUGCCAUGGAAACACAGCUGUCCAAUGGGCCCACUUGCAACAACACAAGCAAUGGUCCCUCAACAAUCUCAAACAACUGCUCCUCUCCGGUAGAGUCAGGGAAUAUAGAGGACAGUAAAACUAACUUGAUAGUCAACUACUUGCCUCAGAACAUGACCCAAGAAGAGCUCAAGAGUUUGUUUGGGAGCAUCGGGGAAAUCGAGUCCUGUAAAUUAGUUCGAGACAAAAUAACAGGUAAGGUAUGCAGAUGCCAUUGA